Sorex fumeus (smoky shrew) is the source of this 2160-nucleotide messenger RNA. It is a transcript of the gene FAXC, whose product is annotated as failed axon connections homolog, metaxin like GST domain containing. Bases 356 to 1585 code for a protein of 409 amino acids. Lineage: Eukaryota; Metazoa; Chordata; Mammalia; Eulipotyphla; Soricidae. Gene Ontology annotation, cellular component: cytoplasm. The transcript is spliced from 6 exons. The record is from RefSeq and is a predicted model, not a curated record.
UCCCGGCCCCGGGGAGCAAUGACAUCACGCGGCCUGCUCGCGGCGCCGACACAAAGAGCCGCGCCGAGUGGCCGCUGCGGGGGGAGCCGGCGGCCGCCGCUGCCGCCCGGGCCCCGGGGCCCCGCCGGGCCGGCCCACCGCCCGCAGCCCGCGCCCUUCCUCUUCUUCUUCCUCCUCCUCCUCCUCCUCCUCCUUCUCCUCCUCCUCCUCCUCCUUCUUCUCCUCCUCCUCCUCGGCCGCCGCCCGCGCCGCCCGCGCCUCCCGCGCGCUGCUGAGCCCGCGCCCGGCCGCGCCGGCCCCUUCCCAUGCGGGCGGCGCGGGCCCUGGGAGGGGCGCCCGCAGUCAGCCGCGCAGCAUGCACUGGGGGGUUGGCUUUGCUUCGUCCAGGCCGUGCGUGGUGGAUCUGAGCUGGAACCAGAGCGUCUCUUUCUUCGGCUGGUGGGCCGGGUCCGAGGAGCCCUUUUCCUUUUAUGGGGACAUCAUCGCUUUCCCUUUGCAGGAUUACGGUGGGAUCAUGGCAGGGCUGGGCUCCGAUCCCUGGUGGAAGAAAACCCUUUACUUGACCGGGGGAGCUUUGCUGGCCGCAGCUGCGUAUCUGCUCCACGAACUCCUGGUCAUUAGGAAACAGCAAGAGAUUGACUCCAAAGAUGCUAUUAUUUUGCAUCAGUUUGCAAGACCUAAUAAUGGUGUCCCCAGUUUGUCUCCUUUCUGUUUGAAAAUGGAAACUUAUUUAAGGAUGGCUGACUUACCCUAUCAGAACUAUUUUGGUGGAAAACUCUCCGCUCAAGGGAAAAUGCCUUGGAUUGAAUAUAAUAAUGAAAAAGUUUCUGGCACAGAAUUCAUAAUUGACUUUCUGGAAGAGAAACUUGGAGUUAAUUUAAACAAAAACCUCGGCCCUCAUGAAAGAGCCAUCUCCAGAGCAGUGACCAAGAUGGUGGAAGAGCACUUCUACUGGACCUUAGCUUAUUGCCAGUGGGUGGACAAUCUCACUGAGACCCGGAAGAUGCUCUCCCUUAGUGGUGGUGGUCCCUUCAGUAACCUGCUGAGGUGGGUCGUGUGCCACAUAACGAAAGGAAUUGUGAAGCGCGAGAUGCACGGCCACGGCAUUGGCCGCUUCUCAGAGGAGGAGAUUUACAUGCUGAUGGAGAAGGACAUGCGGUCUUUAGCAGGGCUUUUGGGUGAUAAGAAGUACAUCAUGGGCCCCAAACUUUCCACUCUGGAUGCCACUGUCUUUGGACACCUGGCACAGGCAAUGUGGACCUUACCUGGCACAAGACCUGAAAGGCUGAUCAAAGGCGAGCUGAUCAACCUGGCCAUGUACUGUGAGAGGAUCCGGAGGAAAUUCUGGCCAGAGUGGCACCACGAUGAUGACAACACCAUCUAUGAGUCUGAGGAGAGCAGCGAAGGCAGCAAAACCCACACGCCCCUGCUAGAUUUCAGCUUUUACUCAAGGACAGAGACCUUUGAAGAUGAGGGUGCGGAGAACAGUUUUUCCAGAACCCCCGACACGGAUUUCACAGGACGCUCCCUCUUUGAUUCUGAUGUGGACAUGGAUGACUACACAGAACAUGAACAGUGCAAGUGACUGACUGUUGCCUUGCUGAUUCUUGUCUGCUGGAGCUGCCACUCCUUGGGAUUCCAGUUUCCCAGGUAGAAAACCAUAGAGCUGGGAGAAGGUCUUCGUGCUUAACACACCUCUCUCAAGCCCAGUGGACCGACUAUAGCAGCCUUCUUUCUUUCUUUUUUCUUUUUUUCUUUUUGUACAAAUGAAAUACAGAACCAUUCAGAUGCUCCAUUGAAAACAAAUAGGAAAAAAAAAAAAGAACCACAAAAACCACCCACGUCAGCAUGGUUCCUGAAAUUCAUUUUGUUUUCAUUAGAAAACUAAUAUUGUGAGGAGGCAAAAUGAGCAGGUCAUCCUGAGCGCUGAUGGGGAUCCUCUUCAACCUGAGGGCAAGAUGGAUUUUUUAACAUCCUUUAUCCACUGGGAUUGGAAGUGAUGAGGGAUAUCAUCAGAAAAAAAAAAGUAGGACAUUAAUGUUUCAGGGUGGUUGCUUGUAUUUUCUGUGUGUAAUAUCGUUUGUUGAGAUAGAAAUAAAAUAAAAAUCCAGUUCAGCGAACACCUGCUAUGUGCAAUGCACUAUGCUAGGUGCUAAUCAG